Molecule: messenger RNA, 1305 nt
Organism: Electrophorus electricus (electric eel)
Lineage: Eukaryota; Metazoa; Chordata; Actinopteri; Gymnotiformes; Gymnotidae
Gene: hspb2
Product: heat shock protein, alpha-crystallin-related, b2
Biological process (GO): response to heat; negative regulation of apoptotic process; protein refolding
Cellular component (GO): nucleus; cytoplasm
Molecular function (GO): structural constituent of eye lens
Source: RefSeq, a predicted model, not a curated record
AAAUGUCUGCUUGUGCAUCCGUUUUCCUGAGUCUCAUAUAUGAUGACACUUUAUCCUUUAAGCUACAGAACAGGUGCCAGUCUGCUUUUCUUUAGGAGAAAAAUGAGCACAGUGAAUAUUGUCAUGUUAAACUGUUGUCUGUCCAAGUUCCAGUAUUGUAUCACUCUGUGUAAACCCCCUUGAAGCCACACAACACCAGCAUGUGUGCCACAAGCUAUUUCUAGACCCUCUCACUCUCCUGCCUUACUUGUACUCUUAACUGUUUGGUGCACUAUAGCAAACUUUCAAGCAAGAAAGGUGCUACUUCCCUGUCCUUUCCAUACUGCAUACCUGCUACCGCUUCAAUAUGACUGACCGCACCGUUCCCCAUGCCUACCCCAUGAGCGUCAACUAUGAGAUGAGCACACCCGCUAGGAUCUACGACCAGAACUUUGCAGAAGCAUUGUCUCCUCAGGACCUAAUGGUACCGGUCCUGUACCACGGUUACUACAUCCGUCCCCGCAUCACCAAGCAGCUGGACCGGGGCUUCUCCCAGGUGGAGAUCGAGGAUGACUGGUACCGUGUACAACUGGACGUGUGCCAAUUCACCCCAGAUGAAAUGAGUGUGCGCACCGUGGACAACCUGCUGGAGGUGAGCGGGCGCCAUGCGCAGAGGAUAGACCAGCACGGAUUCGUGAGCCGAGAGUUCACGCGCACCUACAUCCUGCCCGUGGGCGUGGACCCACUGUUGCUUCAGGUCUCCCUCUCGCAUGAUGGGAUACUGUGUGUGCAGGCGCCAAGGAAGGUGCAAGACGUGGAGCCUAAGAUCAAUCGGCUCAAGAUUAAAAUGGAUGAGAAGGGAGAGAAGAGCUGCUCUAAAGUGGACUAAAUUGGCCACACAUACAAGUCAUGUUCUGAAGUAGUUAACUGGCUUCUGGACAAAGACAAUAUUCAGCCAUUUACUUGAUCACACAGCCCCUGUUCACUUUUCCAAGCUUCUUGGCCUUGAGAAAAUCCAUGAAGGGUAAGGAGUUGACAUUUUCCAGUGGUGCAGCCUCAGUUAAUCCUGGGUAAAAUAAUUUGUCUGACAAAUUAGAAUUAGCAAAGUUUUAGGUGUACUCAAGAUGUUUUUAAAGGAAUGAGGACCAGGAUCUCUCUUACUAGUAGAUGUGUUACUCAACCCAUAAAUGGCCGCUUUUAAGAAAGUAUCAACUGAUUAAAGUGGCUUUCUUAAUAUUUUUUUGAGUGUAACAUAAUUUCUUCUUUUUGACAAUAGCAGAAAAAACAAUCAAACUUCAAUAAACUACCAGAAUUCCUGUCACCCAU